This is a messenger RNA of Rubroshorea leprosula, 1335 nucleotides long. The record is from the annotation of a GenBank genome assembly. Lineage: Eukaryota; Viridiplantae; Streptophyta; Magnoliopsida; Malvales; Dipterocarpaceae.
GCAGGAAAGUUGGCCGUAGGAAGGAGAUCGAGCACCAGGCCAGCAAGGUGCAAGCUUUGGUCCAGUCCACCGUUCAACUCCAUUUUCAGCUGAAAACAACCCCCUUCAAGCUCCGUUGCUAUAUAAUCAAAGCAGAAACACCGUGGAUUCACCCUAGCUUAGAUUAAGCUGAAGAUGGGAAGUUUCGGGAAGGCAAUCUACUCCGUCGGAUUCUGGAUCCGGGAAACCGGCCAAGCCCUCGAUCGCCUCGGCUGCCGUCUCCAAGGAAAUUACUGCUUCCAAGAACAGCUGACGAGGCAUCGCCCGCUCAUGAAUGUCGUUGACAAAACUCCGGUGGUUGACAAGGAGGCGUUUGUUGCCCCCAGUGCAUCUCUCAUCGGAGAUGUUCAGGUCGGACGAGGUUCUUCCAUUUGGUAUGGAUGUGUUCUGAGAGGUGAUGUCAAUAGCAUCACUAUUGGGUCUGGAACAAAUAUACAAGAUAAUUCCCUUGUUCAUGUUGCAAAAUCUAACUUAAGCGGGAAGGUUUUACCUGCCAUUAUUGGGGAUAAUGUUACCGUGGGUCACAGUGCUGUUUUGCAUGGAUGUACUGUUGAGGAUGAGGCAUUUGUUGGGAUGGCUGCAACACUAUUAGAUGGAGUAUAUGUUGAGAAACAUGCCAUGGUUGCUGCUGGUGCUCUUGUAAGGCAGAAUACUAGGAUCCCUUGUGGAGAGGUUUGGGGAGGUAGUCCAGCCAGGUUCCUGAGGAAGCUCACAGAAGAAGAGAUGGCAUUCAUUUCUCAGUCGGCUAUAAAUUAUUCCAGCCUGGCACAGGUUCACGCGGCAGAAAAUGCCAAGGCCCUUGACGAAAUUGAGUUUAAGAAGGUACUUCAAAAGAAAUUUGCUCGGCGUGAUGAGGAUUCAACGCUUGAAGUUGUUCGCGAGACACCUACCCAGCAUCUCUCCUGAUAACAUUCUGCAUGAUAAAAGCGCGAAAAACCAGUUGAGGGUUCAGUAAUACAGUAGUAGGUUCCUGCUCUUGAGAUUCAAUGUCACUGGAUAUUUUGUCAUCUGUGGAUUUACAGAGAAUGGCUGCUUUACAGUUCCAAUAAUUUUUGGGGGAGAGGCCCAGGCCAGAAUUCUUGAAAUUGAAUCCUGGUUUACACUCAGGCAUGUGCUAUUCUCCAUCCUCUUAAGACUUUAGAAACUUUUGAGUUUUUUGUUAUCUGGAAUCGAUAGAGUUGGAUAUAUAUCCUGGAGGUUCAAGUCGCCCAUGAUCUCCUGUAGUCUGCACUUGAGUUAAAUUUCUUAAACUUUGUUAGCUUGAUUUUAACUGGAAAAUAAACCGAGGGGAUUUUU